GAGCACGCCGCCCUAUGGGGAGCGCCCGGUGCGGGCCGUGGGAGCCGGGGGCGGGCCCGCCGCCGCCGCGGCCACACGCAGUUCUGACCGCACUCGCCUGCGCCGGAACCAGCCUUGAGCAGCUGCGCAGGUCCGGGGCCCGGCAGCCCCAUCGCGGGGACCCUGCGGCGGUCCCUGGGGGAAGCCGGGGUGCAGAGGACCAUGCGGGCCGGCAAAACCUUCCGCAAGCGCCGCGCCGACUCGGAGUCGGAGUCGGAGUCGGACGAGCAGGACAGCGAGGAGGUCCGGUUGAAACUUGAGGAAACCAAAGAAGUUCAGAGCUUGAGGAGACGGCCUAAUGGGGUGAGUGCUGUAGCCCUCCUGGUUGGGGAGAAAGUACAAGAAGAGACAACUCUAGUGGAUGAUCCCUUUAAGAUCAAGACUGGCGGAAUGGUGGAUAUGAAGAAACUUAAAGAGAGAAACAAGGACAGGAUUAAUGAAGAGGAAGAUCUCAACUUAGGAACGUCAUUUUCAGCAGAAACCAACCGAAGGGAUGAAGAUGCUGACAUGAUGAAAUACAUUGAGACAGAGCUAAAGAAGAGGAAAGGAAUUGUGGAAAACGAGGAGCAGAAGGUGAAAUUGAAGAAUGCUGAAGACUGUCUCUAUGAGCUCCCCGAGAGCAUUCGAGUCUCCUCAGCUAAGAAAACAGAAGAGAUGUUGUCCAACCAGAUGCUGAGUGGCAUCCCUGAGGUAGACUUGGGCAUUGAUGCAAAAAUAAAAAAUAUCAUUUCGACAGAAGAUGCAAAGGCACGCCUGCUGGCUGAACAACAGAACAAAAAGAAAGACAGUGAAACCUCUUUUGUUCCAACCAACAUGGCUGUAAACUAUGUACAGCACAACCGAUUUUAUCAUGAAGAGCUCAAUGCUCCAGUUCGGAGGCACAAAGAAGAGCCGAAAACCCGACCCCUCAGGGUGGGAGAUACAGAGAAGCCAGAACCUGAGAGGUCUCCUCCAAAUCGCAAGCGCCCCCCUAAUGAAAAGGCAACCGAUGAUUAUCAUUAUGAGAAGUUUAAGAAGAUGAACAGACGCUAUUGAUACCGGCUCAGCGGGAGUAGGUGGGGAGGGGAUUUUGGCGGAGAGUUUGUUUUUUGUCAAGUACAAGAUGCAGUGUAAAUAUCACAGAAAGAAAAGUUUCUUUCUUCUAGAUCUCUCUAGGCUAUGCAGUUGUCUUACAACCUAUUUUUGGAUUUUUUUUUUUUUGCAAAUAGGUAUGUUAAUGAAUGUGACCGUAUGAAAGUUGACUGUAAUGCUCUUGCAUGUGACCUGCCAGGUUUUCUUAAGCAGUGGAUCGAUAUUCUCGUUAAGCCACGAGGUUUUCCUUUUUUUGUCAAAUAGUAUUCCUGUUACUAUUUCUGAAUCUCCUUUGUAAAUAAGUUGGUUUUCUUUUGAUAUUUGGGUAAUGUGAAGUAGACUGCAGGAAUUACGUGAUCUUACUCUUUACACUGUUUUCUUACGCUCAGACAUUGCUCCACCGCCUAGUUAGGACGUCUUGUUUAAGAAAUGUCAUUUAGAAGACCGAGGUUUGCUACUUGCUGUGUGACUUUGGGCGAGUCCUUUGCCUUCCCCGGAGCCACACUUUCUUCAUCUAUAAAAUGGGGGCAUUAAUAAUGCGUUACUUACCUCACGUGGUUGUUGUGAAGAUCGAGUGAGUACUUUGUAACCCUAUGGUGCUUAUUCAAAAAAAAUAGAGCAAAGAAAUCCAGGAUAGGACUGAGGAGGCAACAGUGGCUUUUCUGACUUUCCCAAAUUCCUAUUGGUUUUUCCAUAUAAUUUAUUUCUAUAUCAAGAAGUUGUAGCUGAGUGUUUUAAUUGUUAAGUAGAAUUAUACAUAAUUCUUACACAGAAGUUAAAACCAGACACUUCACCUGUAUUUGGGGGAGAUUUACUUUCUGCCAUGUCUACUCGUGGCUGGCAUUUCAGGUGCCUAAGGAGCUAGGUUUCUGUAUUCUCUAGCCUCAGGGCAAACCUGAGUGACUGAAAUGGACUUUUCCGGUCCAGCUCAAAAGAUAAAAAAAAAGUGUUUUACAAGGCAUUGGCAUGUUUCACAAAAUCACUUACAUUAAAAAUAUUGUCACUUGGAUAAUAGGUUUCCUUCAGGUCUUCUAGGCCUCAUUCAGGAAGGGGGAGACUGUGAUCAUCCUGGGAUAGGAGGCAAGAAAACUUCUGAAAUGCCCCCCAAAUUUUGUGCUACAGGCUGAAAAUUUUGAUUCACGGAAAGUCAGGUCCAAAAUGUGAUAUUUGAGGGCCUAUCAAUUAAGAGAAUAAAUGUAAAGUCCUCCACAAAUCGAGGGAUUAUUCACCUUGCCUUUUGAGAUUAACACAUAGUAAGCAUCUAAUGAAUGCUUUUUCAUUCAUUCAUUAAACUAAUAAUGUACUUACACUACCUACCUCAUAGACUUGUGAGGAAAGUGCUUUUUGUUGUAAAGUGCUAUAGAUUUGUGAGCUGUACCAGUAAUGGUAGGAUUAUUGAUAGGGAGCUCAAGUGGAUGUCAUCUAGUCCAACCCCCUUGUUUUACAGAUGGGGAAACAGGUUUAGAAAGGGUCAGUGAUUUGCCGUGGGUCACAGGUCAUAAGUGGCAGUGCUGGAAUUUGAACCCAGGUGGUCUUAGUGCAAAUGUAGUAUUGCUCCUUUAUUGAUUUAGCCUCCUAUCCUAUAAUCACUUGUUCCUAUCAGAGAGAACGCUGAAUGUCUGUAGAAAUCAGUUCAGGCAAGGGCAUGGGCUUCUAAAACUCCAUGAUUUGAUAAUGCAGUGAGGACUACAGUGCUGCUCUGGUGCUUUGUGUAGCGAGGUGACCCUGGCAGAAUCUGUUAUCCAGUGAUGGCUUUGAGUAUGGUCACAGUGAUGAACUGUUCUCCAAGCACCUGUAAUAAAAAAGUACUUACAACGUGCCAAGCACUGGAGAGAAAUAAAAAAAGCAGGGACAAUCCUUGCCUUCAAGGAGCUAACCUUCUAAGAGGGGAGAUACAUAGAGGAGGCUGGCUAGGGAAGGUGGUUUUGGUCUGGGAAGUCUCAGAGGUGGUGGGGGGAACAACAUUUAAUUGACACGCCCUUUCCAGAAGCAAUGGUAGUAGAAGAGGAAGUGGAAAGGGUAAGGUGGGUUAGGGAGGAUGGCAGGGGUGAGAGCAUGAGAAAACAUGAACUGUUGUAAACGGAAGUUAACAGAACCAGGAAAACUAUGCUUAAGGCAUCCAGUGAUGUAAAUGAAAUAACAGUGAAACAGUGGAAACUGUCAAAUUAUGAUGACCAGCCUCGCACCCAAAAAGGAGACAGAAGAAGGUACCUCCUUCGCAGAUGUGAGGACUGUGGGUGUGGACACUGCACAUAUGUCAUAUAUUUUCAAUGUGGUGUUUAGUUUUGUUGAACUCUUCUCCCCCACUUUUAUUGUUAUAUAGCCCUUAUUCACUUGGUAUCCUUUUUCCAACUCCCUCUCCCCCUCCCCUCUGGAGACUGGUCCCCAGAGGCAAGGCUCCAUCUCCCUUUCAGGGUAAUAGGGAUACCCCUGAGGAGUUGGAAAUGUCUUUAAUAUUAUUGGCUCAACCCCUUGUUCCAACAUGUUUCCUAGUUAGUAUCUCCCCUAUACCAUUUAUUGCCCCGGUGGUGAGCGUCCCAAUAUCAUUUAACCAAUUAAUACCAGUUAGCUUUUACCACAGGAUAUUUGCUGAGAAGAUAUAUUGGUCAGAAAUACAAACAUUCCCUCCUCACUGGGGUCUGUGCCACCUUAGUCCCUGAGGAGAGUGGGCUCCAAUUUAAAAGCCGCUGUCAGGAAACAUUUGUCCCAGCAAGUCUUACAAAUAUGGCCUAGCCGCUGGAAAAAUUGGUCCUUGAGACUAGCCGUUGCUGGACUAGGUCAAGCAGCUCACUCCUCGCAGCAAUGCUGAUGCCCUCCCCACUCUGCCGCUGUUGCUGAUGAGAAUGACUAACCCUGGAAUGGACUCCAGAUCCUGGACCACUUGUGGUUCCCCUGGUCUUUCAGAGCUUACAGGGUCAUAGCCUAGUCCAUUUCUAAUACAUCACCCAAAAGUAGGAAAGAAUAAACAAAUAGACAAAAAGAAAAAGACAUCAUAUAUUAAGAGCCAUAUAUAGGACCAGAUUGUUGGUCCUGGUGCUCCCUUUUCCACCUAGAGGCUUCAGAGCAGGUAUUGCCUUGCUCACCCACGAGGAAAGAAAAACCAGUGUAGCCACCUGAUAAAUUGUUGGCUCAGCAGCCAACCAAAAAGCCUUUUCUUCUGAGCACCAAGUAGACAAGCAUAAAAUGCCAGGAUAUGCUGAGUAGUAGAGCAGCCUCCUCCGUUUUUCCUUAGCUGACACUUAGAAACAGGCUCACUAAACAGGCAAUUAACCUCCAGCAGGAAGACUGAGCCCUCUUUGGACAAGGUCCUAUUGAAUUAUAGGGAAAGGUGCUCAGAGGCAAGAGAAAAGGAACAUUGGGAAAGGAUAUGUGAUGUGAAAAUGAUACAAAUAAAAUUUUAUUUUAAACAAUAUAAAUUUCUUGAGGAUGACAAUUAUAUUGAUUUUUGUCUGUGUGAGCCCUAGCCCUGGCAUUCAUAAGCUAGGCAUUUCAUUUAUAAGUGGUAGACUUAAAACAUUGUAGACUUCCCUAAGCCUUAGAACAAAGCCACUCCCUUUCCCCCAACCCCAUGUAUUCCACCAUCCAGGGACAUCAACUUCCUUGUUCUUCCUCAAACAAGACAUUCCACCUCCUCAGUGGGCAUUUCCUCUGGCUGCCCCCAUGCCCGGAAUGCCCUCCUUCCUCAUCAGGCCGUAGCUUCAAGUCCUAGCUAAAGCCCCACCCACACGAAACCUUUCACAGUCCCUCAAUUCUGGUGCCUUCCCUUUGUUGAUUAUCUAAAAUUUAUCUUGUAUAUAUCUUGUUUGUACAUAGUUGUUUACAUGUCUUCCCCCUUUAGACUGUGUGCUCCUGGAGGGCAGACUCUUUGUAUCCCUAGCACUUAGGACAGUGCCUGGCACAUGAGAGGCACUUAAUAAAUGUUUAUUGACUGAUGGCUGAUUCAUUGACAAGUAUGCCAGUCUACAUUGGUAGAAAGAGUUCUGUAUAUCAAUGAAGUUAUAGGUUACAGAUUUAUAUAUAGAUAUAAUUUCAGUCAUAUAUCAGGUAGAAAAAUAUAUUUUGUAUACACAUCUGUGGAGAUGUGAUUUCAGUAUAUAGAAUGUCAGCGUAAGAUCUUCAAGGUCAGAUUUUCAUUUAUAUCUUUGUAUUCCUAACACUUAACACAUAGUGGGCAGUCCAGUUAAAUUCAGUUCUGUGACCUAUUUGCAGAUUUAUCUGCCAGACCACAGCCCUGUGAUCCAACUUCUAUUGCAUCCUUCCUUACUGUGUGUUCACAAGUCACAACUUCCCCAUCUAUAGAAUAAAGGGAUUAAACACGA
Molecule: messenger RNA, 5429 nt
Organism: Trichosurus vulpecula (common brushtail)
Lineage: Eukaryota; Metazoa; Chordata; Mammalia; Diprotodontia; Phalangeridae
Gene: C3H9orf78
Product: chromosome 3 C9orf78 homolog
Exons: 9
Coding region: 202-1074 (290 amino acids)
Biological process (GO): mRNA splicing, via spliceosome
Cellular component (GO): spliceosomal complex
Source: RefSeq, a predicted model, not a curated record